Diaporthe batatas is the source of this 1785-nucleotide messenger RNA. RefSeq lists its product as uncharacterized. The transcript is spliced from 7 exons. The record is from RefSeq and is a predicted model, not a curated record. Gene Ontology annotation, molecular function: ATP binding; glycerone kinase activity. Bases 1 to 1785 code for a protein of 594 amino acids. Gene Ontology annotation, cellular component: cytosol. Gene Ontology annotation, biological process: glycerol catabolic process. Lineage: Eukaryota; Fungi; Ascomycota; Sordariomycetes; Diaporthales; Diaporthaceae.
AUGUCGGACAAACACUUCUUUCCCGAGACCGCGGCAAACACGCUGGUCCCACGGUAUCUCCGCGCACUGACGGCGUCUAACCCCCAUCUCGCCUUAAUCGACUCGGAGCGCGUAGUCUACGACCCUCAUCAUGACGCAGCCGCCGUAUCCAUUAUCAGCGGUGGCGGCUCCGGUCAUGAGCCAGGAUGGUCGGGAUACGUAGGCAGCGGCGCACUGUCAGGUGCCGCGUGCGGUGAUAUCUUCGCCUCGCCGAGCACCAAGCAGGUGCUCGCAGCAAUCGCGGCCACGCCGUCGGAGCAGGGGCACAUAUUGAUGAUCACCAACUACACAGGCGACAAGCUUCAUUUCGGACUCGCGGCCGAGAGAGCCAAGGCGCAGGGACUAUCGCCCAAGGUCGCCAUGAUCCACCUUGCAGAUGAUGUCAGCAUCGGGAGAAGCAAGUGUGGUGCUGUUGGAAGGAGGGGAAUGCCGGGACAUAUCGUUCCUAUGAAAAUCACUGGUGCUGCAGCGGCGAGGAAGUACGACUUUGAGAGGACCGUAAAGUUGGGGAGGAGCGUCAACUCUCAGGUGGUCUCGAUUGGAUCCGCUCUGGAUCAUUGCCACGUCCCAGGCCGUCAGGGCAACGAGGCGAUCCCCAAGGACGUCGCCAUCGUCGGUGCCGGAAUUCACAAUGAGCCUGGCGCCCAGAGGCUCUCUCCAUUCCCGCCUGUGGAAGAGCUGAUCCAGUACUGCCUCAAACUUCUUUGUGACCCAGAAGACAAGGAGCGCUAUUUUGUGAAUUUCGAGAAAGAUGAUUCAACCGUGCUCGUGAUUAACAAUUAUGGCGGCAUGUCAAACUUGGAGCUCGGAGCAUUGACCGAUGAGACAUUGACGCAGCUCGCCUCCAAGUGGAAUAUCAAGCCUGUCAGGACACUCACGGGCGUUUUUGAGACUUCGCUCAACGCACCCGGAUUUUCCAUCUCAUUAUGCAACCUCUCUGCCGCAUCGAGAGAAUCAGACACUUCCGUAGAUGAGCUGCUGGAACUUUUCGAUUCACCAACAACUGCCGUUGGAUGGCCGAAUCUGACUUCGCCUAAAACAUACCAGAACAGAGGAAACCAGCAGCAGAAUUCACAAAAGAAGGCCAAAAUCAGCUCAAAUCAUGGCGCAGACAUUAUUGUGGAUCCAAAAUUACUAGACACUGUGAUUAGGUCCGCUUGCGAGGCUGCAAUUGCAGCCGAGCCUAAUCUGACGAAGUGGGACAUGAUCAUGGGAGACGGCGAUUGUGGCGAAGCCGUCAAGGAUGUCUCUGAAUCCGUGAUAAAAAUCCUCAACAACAAUGGAGCCGGCAAGGGCUCGGUCCUGGAGUUCCUCGACGCAACUACCGAUGCAGUGGAUAACAUGGGCGGGACCCUAGGCGCCAUUUUGGGAAUCCUGCUCUCCGCCUUUGCAUCCGCCCUCCGAGAGCAGUCCACUAAAUCGUCGUCCUCGCAGAACUCCGACAAGUUCGCGGCAGCCCUGGAGCAGGCUGUCGAGGCCCUGAAGACCCACACCGGUGCCAGGGAGGGGGACCGCACGGUGAUGGACGUCUUGCUGCCCUUUGCCGACGAGUUUGCUCGGACCAAAGAUUUCCACCGAGCCGUGGGCGUCGCGAAGGAGAAGGCUGAGGCCACCAAGUUCCUCAAGGCCAAGUUUGGACGGGCCACAUAUGUUGCUGAGGCGCAGGGCCAGGAGUUGCCUGAUCCCGGGGCGUGGGCACUAUAUGAGUGGUUGGACGGGAUGUCGAGGGCUAUCAAGUCCUUCUAG